AUGGAUCCGCCAAAGGAGCCGUCAUCAGAUCUUCCGGAGAUGCCGGUUCCGGAAGAUGCAGCAUGGCAGACGGGGUUGGCAUCGCGAUCGAGGUUCAAAGGGGUGAUGGGCCGAUUCCGAGAGAAGCGAGCAGCAGAUCUAAAGGCCGCUGAAGAGAAAGCAAUCGAGCAGGAGGCAGCCAAGCAGACGGCCCUCUCGAACCCGCAAACCACCAGCACGACCUCAAAUCAGCUGCAGUCCCAGCCUGAAACCACACAGGAAGGCGGAGAACCGACACGCACCCGGCUUGAGACUGCAGGCCACGCUUUCGACGCCCUGAACCUCGACGUGGGCGCAGACGACACCUCAGACGACAAUGCCGGCGAACUUCCAACCUCCUCCACAGGCGUCUUCGGCAUGGCUUCCCAGGUUGCUAGCAAUUUCGUUGGGAACAUCUUGAAUCUGGGACGCGGCCACCCGUCCAGCGAAGGCAACGAACAGCCAGACAAAGCACCAAAGCUCCAACCGGAUAGUACGCCCAAGAUGUCGAAAAGCGCGAUCCACAACAUGUACAAGGACGACACCAUGUACACCGACUUCGAGUUCGUCAAUCCCGACGGAACAGAGCUGACCGAAGACGAGAUGGCACCGAUCGUUCCUUUCUGGGCGGGUCUCCGCAAGGGUGUCCCGAACAAGAAUACGGUUCUCAAGCAUCUGUGGGAGUGGACGCAGGAGCCGAAGAAUAGUUACUGCGUGGGAGCCUACACCAAGUACAAGAGACAGUGCACGCGCAGGGCCCAGCAGAGCGAGGAGGAAGCUUGCGACGACUGCGCCAGGACAGGAAACCCGUGUAUCGUCGCCGGUCGGAGAGGUGGGGAGCUGAAGGUCUUGCCGCAGCAGGACGAGUCGGCGCGAGAGGAGGCGGACCUAAUGGAGGUGGAUUCUUGA
Molecule: messenger RNA, 927 nt
Organism: Saxophila tyrrhenica
Lineage: Eukaryota; Fungi; Ascomycota; Dothideomycetes; Mycosphaerellales; Extremaceae
Exons: 2
Coding region: 1-927 (308 amino acids)
Source: RefSeq, a predicted model, not a curated record